GAGAAACAUGAAGUUGAGUUCGACGAAAUUAUCGGCCUCCCACGCGAUAUCAAAUCAGCCAAAUCGCCGAUCGACUCACGAACUUGUUUCACGCCAACGUGCUUCAUUUCCGUCUGCAGUCAUCACAAGAAAUGAGGAUCCCGCGUUCGCUCGGCUACGUGCUCAAAAUCGCACUCGUCAUGUGUUUCUACACGUUUGCCCUGUGGGUAUUGUUCAGGGUAUUGGCGAGUGUCACGAAACCGAAAAAGAACCGUGUUUUGGUGGAUGGCGAGGAAGAUUAUCUUUUCGAUGAGUCUGAUGCUGAGGAUGAGACGCUUUUGGAGCACGUGGCCGGAAAUUACGUGGAUUUACUGAGGAUUUCGAAAAUCCUCGAUCGGAGGAAUUCCACUGAAGAUUAUUCCCUGCGCAUGCCGAGUGAUGUGGAUCUUUCUGAACACAAGCAAAGUUCAGCUCUUCUCCAGUUGCUGAAUGCGAAGGAGAAUGGAACUUUUCUGGAAGCCGGUGCGUUUGAUGGGGAGUUUUUUUCAAACUCCUUGUAUUUGGAAAGAAAUUAUGGAUGGAGAGGGGUUUUAGUGGAGCCCAUCACCAAGUUUUACAAUGAAAUCCUUUCCAAGAAGCGAAAAGCUGUGUUGCUGAAUGCCUGUCUCAGUCCAAAACCGUGGUUUGAAUAUAUGAACAUGACGAUCGUACGAAGUGGAAUCUUCAGAAUAGAAAGCAUGAGUUCUUUGCAUGGUUACAACAUGGGUGACUUUGAUCCCGAAAAACACGAUCAAGAAACUGUGGAAUGCUAUCCAAUUUUUGACGUGUUAUCUGCUGCGAAACUCACGCAGCUCGACGUGCUCAUGCUGGAUGUCCAAGGAGCAGAAGAGGACAUUUUGCGAACGAUCCCUUGGCGUUUGGUCGACAUCAGGGUAAUAUUAGUGGAGAUUUCAAAGUUUGGAAAAGAUCAUCUGCCAAGAAAGUUAUUCCAUCAAGAGCAACGCUUAAAAGCCUUCCUGGGAAAACAAGGAUACGACGUGAAAGCGGUCCUCGGACGGGAUUUCAUUUUUGUUCGCGAAUGA
Molecule: messenger RNA, 1061 nt
Organism: Notodromas monacha
Lineage: Eukaryota; Metazoa; Arthropoda; Ostracoda; Podocopida; Cyprididae
Source: the annotation of a GenBank genome assembly